AUGGUCGGGGUUUGUGAAAGGUCUGUUGAGCAUGUAACUUGUAAAGGUACUGCAGGAAUUGUGGCGUGUCCUGGCAGAGGGGUUGAGUACUUCUGUGGUAACCUGUUGGAAGCAAUUGAUGCAGCUCCAUGGACUAAUAGUAAUCUUUCUAAUGCUAAAGUGCGCUCCUUUGGUACUGAAGACCGGCCCACAGACAGACCUGCUCCUCCGAGAGAAGAAAUCUAUGAAUACAUUAUUUUUCGAGGAAGUGACAUCAAAGACAUCACUGUCUGUGAACCUCCAAAAGCUCAACAUACUCUGCCACAAGAUCCUGCCAUUGUUCAGUCUUCACUGGGCUCUGCCUCUACAUCAUCCUUUCAGCCACAUGUGCCUUACAGCCCGUUUAGAGGUAUGCCACCUUACAGCCAGCUUGCUGCCAGCUCUUUACUUAGCCAGCAGUACGCAGCUUCGUUAGGUUUAGGUGCUGGCUUUCCUUCUGUUCACCCAGUCCGCAAAAGCCCCAUGGUAGAGCAGGCUGUUCAGACUGGCCCCGUUGACAACAUGAAUUCACAAAAGCCUCCCCCAGUGAAAGUAACUCCAGGGGUUCAGCGCAAUGGACGGCAGGUUCCGCAGGGCAAUAGUAAGACAAAUGAUACAGUUCAGGCAGCACCUGUGCAAACCCAAGGACAGGUGAAUGAUGAAAACAGAAGACCUCAAAGGAGAAGAUCAGGAAACAGGAGAACCAGAAACCGUUCUAGAGGACAAAACAGACCAACUACUGUGAAGGAAAACACAAUAAAGUUUGAAGGUGAUUUUGACUUUGAAAGUGCAAAUGCACAAUUCAACAGAGAGGAACUUGAUAAAGAAUUCAAGAAGAAACUAAACUUUAAAGAUGACAAAGCAGAGACGGGGGAAGAAAAAGGGGACCCUGGAGUGGCAACUCAAAACAAUGACGGUAAUGCAGAGGAGGACCUUCUGGGACCCAACUGCUAUUAUGAUAAAUCCAAGUCUUUCUUUGACAACAUUUCUUCAGAACUGAAAUCUAGUUCUAGGCGUACCACAUGGGCUGAAGAAAGGAAGCUCAAUACGGAGACGUUUGGAGUGUCUGGACGGUUCCUUCGUGGCCGCAGCUUUCGUGGUGGAUUUCGAGGCGGAAGGGGUAGUGGAGCAGCAAGGCGAAACCAAACCACUCACAGAGCUGGUACUGGCAGAGUGUAACUUCAGAGGUUCUAACAUCUCUCCUGAGAGGACGAAACUGUAUAUAGAAAGAAAACAACCAACUGCUGCACUAAUGUGGGAAAAUGGUUCAUAUUGUUUACUGUCUCAGCUCAAGCGACAGAACUUCAUGUACUUACUACUGCUUAUAUUCUGGACUUAUUUUGGACCAGCAGCUGUCAGCUGGAAUAUUCUUUGGAAGAGGGAAUGUGUUCAGGGGUACCUUCUUCAGGGUGUCUUUUUUGUUUGUGUUUUUUUUUUUAAGUGCAGACUAACUUACAUGGUUCUUCUUUCUGGGUCUCUCAAAGGCUGCUACAGUCUAAGCUUAAAGUCAGACUCCUUUUCUGAACCCUGAAGAAGAUAAAUCAUGGUCUUUUUAACAUGGAACCAAAGCUCACUUGAAAU
Molecule: messenger RNA, 1599 nt
Organism: Charadrius vociferus (killdeer)
Lineage: Eukaryota; Metazoa; Chordata; Aves; Charadriiformes; Charadriidae
Gene: LSM14B
Product: LSM14B, SCD6 homolog B (S. cerevisiae)
Exons: 9
Coding region: 1-1197 (398 amino acids)
Molecular function (GO): mRNA binding
Source: RefSeq, a predicted model, not a curated record